Messenger RNA from Brettanomyces bruxellensis, 690 nucleotides. RefSeq lists its product as uncharacterized. The record is from RefSeq and is a predicted model, not a curated record. Gene Ontology annotation, cellular component: mitochondrial large ribosomal subunit; ribosome. Bases 1 to 690 code for a protein of 229 amino acids. Gene Ontology annotation, biological process: mitochondrial translation. The transcript has a single exon. Gene Ontology annotation, molecular function: rRNA binding; structural constituent of ribosome. Lineage: Eukaryota; Fungi; Ascomycota; Pichiomycetes; Pichiales; Pichiaceae.
AUGCUCGCACGACUAAGUGGACUAUCCGGGCUGGCUUUCAGCUCACGUGCUCUUACCCAUUCUAUACAGCCUGCUUCCCAUGUAGUGCAGAUUACAGGAAGAAGAUUUGGCCAUGAGCUUGCGCCAAGAUACACAAUUCAGAAGAAAAAGCAGAAGGGGAGAGUGACAGUCCGGACGGGGGAGUCCGAAAAGGGCAACACGUUGACAUUUGGAGAUUACGGAAUGAGGUUAAAAUCACAAGGUUUGCGUAUCAAGGCAGACCAACUUCAGGCUGCAGACACGAUCUUGUUGAAAUUCGUCAAAGCAGGAAACGGGAAAUUGUGGAGGCGUCUCUGUACAAACAUUGCAGUGUGUGUGAAGGGAAACACUACCCGUAUGGGAAAGGGUAAAGGGCCAUUUGACCAUUGGGCAGCAAGAGUGCCAACGGGAAAAGUUGUGUUUGAGGUUGCAAAUAUGCACGAGCAGGAGGCAAAGGAUGCGCUAAGACGUGCCUGCGACAAGCUUCCCGGUGUUUGGGAGUUUAUAAGGACCAACACGCCGAUUCGGGUCGGCUUAAAAACGUUUAAAGAGAACAAGCCGGCGGAGAAGAAGAACUAUCUCGAUCUUCUGAAAAAGUCCCCUUCAAAGCAGUACGCCAACUUCCUGAAAUCGAGACAGCCCGAAUUCAGGAAAUACAACGGCCGUCGCUGA